Molecule: messenger RNA, 1367 nt
Organism: Enterobius vermicularis (human pinworm)
Lineage: Eukaryota; Metazoa; Nematoda; Chromadorea; Rhabditida; Oxyuridae
Source: the annotation of a GenBank genome assembly
AUGCUUGGAGUCGUUUGGCCAAACAAUCACUGUGCAUUUCCAGAUUUCUUAGACCCAAGAAACAACACUCAGAAGUGGUGGAUCCAUGAAUUCGAGCAGUUUUAUGACAAGUAUCCAUUUGACGGUAUUUGGAUUGAUAUGAACGAACCAGCAAAUUUUGGUACCAAUGAGGGGCAUCCAUGGUACUUUGAUGACGUGGACCACCCGUAUCCCAUAAAACCCUUAUUCUGUAAUUUCAGCGGAACCUAUGCUAAGUUGGACAAUCCAAAGUACAAAACACAUAACGUUUACUACUAUGGAAACGCUACUGCAGGUUACAUUUCUGAUAAAACUCUUUGUAUGUUGGGACGUACCAACAACGGAAAUGAAGAUUUGUACAACACCAAAUCGCUUUAUGGCCUCUAUGAAUCGCGGUUAACUCAUUUAGCACACGAACAAGUGAUUGGUAAACGUGGGGCUAUCAUUACCAGGGCAAAUUUCUUGGGUACUGGUCGAUAUGCUGGUCAUUGGCUCGGCGACAACAGUGCAACGUGGGGUGACUUAUUAACAUCAAUAGUCGGUAUUCAGGAAUAUAACAUAUUUGGUAUUCCAUACAUUGGUGCCGACAUAUGCGGUUUUCAUCUGAACACUACUGAGGAGCUCUGUUUACGCUGGCAUCAAGCUGGAGCAUUUUACACUUUCUCAAGAAAUCAUAAUGGAAAGCCGUACGUACGACAAGAUCCUGCUCAAUGGAACACAGUGGCUGCAGCAGCAAAGAAGGCGUUACUUUUCCGUUACCGAUAUCUUCCAUACGUAUAUUCAUUACAUUUUGAAGCUCACUUGAACGGUGGAACCGUUAUUAGACCCGUGUUCUUUGAAUUCCAGAAUGAUCCUCAAACUCAUAAACUUGGAAUGCAGUUUAUGUGGGGUAACGCAAUGAUGAUAAUUCCUGUGUAUGAAAUGGGUAAAACCAGUGUCAGUGGUUAUCUUCCGUCAGCCAGUAAAUGGUAUUCUUUACGUGACGAAGAUUAUGGUCAGCAAAUUAUUGAUGGAUCCAAUUUGAGUGCUACUUGGCAGCAAAUGAUUCCAGUAUUUGCUCGCGGUGGUACUAUAAUACCGUCGCAAGAGCCAGCACAAACGACGAAUGUUUCGAGACAGAAUCCACUGAGACUUAUUGUAGCACUCCCUGAAAUACAACCUGAUAGCCUAGCUAUGGCGAAAGGAAUUUUGUACUGGGAUGAUGGCAUAAGUCUCUUGACGUCAAAUAAUUAUUGCAAAUUCGAGUUUACAUCUGUCACCAAGGGUGCAUUAUGGUCUUUAAUAGAAGUUAAAAGUGUUUUAACGGUAAAAUUUGAUUUUAGAAUAAGAAUGAUGUUUUGUUGUUAGGU